Molecule: messenger RNA, 2242 nt
Organism: Heterobilharzia americana
Lineage: Eukaryota; Metazoa; Platyhelminthes; Trematoda; Strigeidida; Schistosomatidae
Source: the annotation of a GenBank genome assembly
AUUUCCGAAGGACGUCAAAGUCAGCACAAAUCAAAGUUACUCAGUCUUCUUUAUAACGACACUACCAGGUGUAUGAGGUUUCACACAAGAGCCUUAAUUUAUCUUUAGGUGACUGUCAAUUCGCCCAGGGUUCAAGGGGCUGUCAAUACUCUUUUGCCCUGAACCAAUACUUCGAGAAAACGUCUCAAAAAUGGAGGACAAAACCCCUUGCAGCAUUUCACUUAAUUUGAUACUAGAUAAAAAAGAGCUUCAGUCAAAACUUAAGAGUUCAGUAGGUAUUGGUCAUUGGAAUGCGUAUAGUAGGAGUGAAAAGUAUUUAUCGGAACAACCAACGAAUAUGGAAAUAGAUUCUGCUGAAUUAACAAAGCAUACAAAAUCUGAUGAUAUGUGGAUAGCUUUAAAUCAUCAAGGGAAAACGGUAGUAUAUGAUAUCACCAAAUUUGCUGCCUACCAUCCUGGGGGAUUCGAUAUUCUAAUGGAAUAUGCUGGAACAGACGCUACAGAAGCAUUCCGUAUAGCCCAUUCAUAUGUUAAUCCUAGUAUGAUCUCAAGAUUACAAAAGGGUUAUUUAGUAAAAAGUGCUCCUGGUCAAGGUCAUCUGCCCAAUCAAUUAUCUCCAUUUUCUAUUCCGUCAACAUUUCGUCUAAGUAAUACAAAAAAGCCAAUUUGGGAUUGGAAAGAAUUGAAUAGCCAUGUUGAACUUUUUAUCAACUAUACAAACAGAAAAAUAUUCAAUAAUUUCAAUGAUGAAUUAGAUAUCUUACGAAGUCUGUCUACUUGGACUCCACUUGAUAAACAAAAAGAAUCAAGUGGUGUGCUUAUGCUGCGAACAUUUUUAGAUGAAGAAUAUCAUUGCUUGGAAUUCAGUUUACGCAACCAACUUUACCCAGAUUUAUCUACACUACGCCUAAAUCACUUGAAUACUAUCAGUUUCAAAUCAUCGUCAUCAUCCUCGUCAUCGUUUUCAGCUCAGUUGAAGAUUAAUUUGAUAAAAGCGUCGUCAUUCAGCUUAUCUUCACCAUCAUCACCAUCAUCUUUAUCACUACAAACUGAUAUGUUGUCUAGUCUGGAAAUAGUUGAGCCAACUAUCAAAACUCCAUUAAAAACAAUUGGUAUUGUUCUUCGUGAUGUUUUAGUUGGAAUAAACGAAAUACAUAGUUCCAUGUGUAAUGAAGUAUUCUUUACAUGCAGUAUAACUAAAUCUUAUCGGUUAGAAAAUGAUAGCCGCUAUCAAUUUCUUUCUAUAAAAUGGCCCGAGAAUCAAGUGAAUAUUAAUAUUCCAAUUGGACAUCAUGUAAAUGUUCGUUUAAAAGAUUCUCAAGGCAAUUAUGUUAUCAGACCAUAUACACCUGUAUGUGAAGAUCUAACCUUCUCAACAAACAAUAAUGAUUAUCAGAAUGAUGACAAGAAGUUAUGCCUACUGAUUAAAAUAUACCCAGAUGGAGAGUUUUCUUCUCUAGUGGAUAAAAUUUCUGAAAAUGAUUUACUCGAUGUGAGUCUGCCUAUGGGGAAUUUCAAUAUCAAUCUCAUCAAACAAAUCAUUGACGCUAAUUCAAAAUCAUCUGAAGAAUUUAAUAAUCCCACUUCAUCAUAUCUUAUCAUGUUGGCUGCAGGAAGUGGAAUAACUCCAAUGCUAAGAAUUUUACAUUACCUAUUUGUUGGGAAUGAGAAUGUAAAUAAUAAUCAAGUUAUGCGAAUGUUCAAAGUUUAUUUGAUUUAUUUCAAUCGUAGUCAGAAGGAUCAAGUACUUGUCUCUACUUUUGAAUCACUUCACAAUCGUUUUCCGGAUAGGUUUUUCACAACUCAUGUUUUAUCUGAGCCAUCAUAUCCUUCGGAAGAUGAAAAUAACAGUAAUAAUGGUAAUAAUAAUUGGGUACAUGGGCAGAUAACUGAUGAGCUUUGUCGUCAAUCCCUCGGAGGUGAAAUCAUAAAAAAUUUCGAUUCUAAUGUGACAUGCUUAAUCUGUGGUCCAUCUGGUUUCAAUGAUGCUGCUCUAGAACUCACAGAAAAAUGGUCCAUUCCUAAAGAACGUGUUCAUGUAUUCAAAGGAUAAAUUUCUAUCUCAUGAAUGUAAAAAUUAUGCUCAACUUUUCCUUAUGUAAAGUCUAUACAAAAUUAAUAACUUCUAAAUAUUUAUGCCUAUAAUACUCUUAACGUAUAGUAUAUGCUUAGUGCCUUUUUAUUCCGUGAAUAUAUCCUCUGAGUUUACUUUAAUUUCAGUAUACUACUAAGAAUGAUUUCA